Messenger RNA from Myxocyprinus asiaticus (Chinese sucker), 3690 nucleotides. RefSeq names its product major facilitator superfamily domain-containing protein 4A-like. The transcript has 6 exons. The record is from RefSeq and is a predicted model, not a curated record. Lineage: Eukaryota; Metazoa; Chordata; Actinopteri; Cypriniformes; Catostomidae. The coding region runs from base 83 to 1309 and encodes 408 amino acids.
UUCUUUGAGAGAGUUUUGUCACGUCUGCUAUGAAUUUAACUGAAUUUAAUGCUGAAGAAACAGUUCAGAAAACUUCUCCAGCAUGAAGCCGUGGUUCAAUGAACGGAUCUGCGCUUUAUUCCGCAGUAACUGGCAGCAUACUUUAACAUACUGGAGUGUGUUCUUCAGUUUUGGACUAUGUAUCGCUUUUCUGGGUCCGACCAUCCUGGACCUGAGAUGUCAGACCCAGUCCAGCCUACAGGAGAUCACUCUGGUCUUCUUCUCCCAGCAGUUUUUCCUCUUCAUUGGAAGCACCAUUGGAGGAUUCUUCAGUAAAACGCUUGUGAACUCUUUGUCAGCCCUGGCUGUGUCCACCCUCAUCAUUUCUGUGGUUUUUGCCAUCAUCCCACUAUGCCAGAAGUUACUUUUGCUGGCGUUUGCCUUGGCGGUGUCUGGUCUCGCCAUGGGCAUCAUUGACACCAUAUCUAACCUGCAGUUGGUGAAGAUUUACCAGAAAGACUCCACUGUUUUCCUGCAGGCUCUUCACUUCUUUGUUGGUCUCGGGGCAUUAAUGAGCCCCCUCAUUGUCGAUCCCUUCCUGUCUGAGAGCAACUGUGUGAUAGGAAACAGCAGCAAUACAACAUCAUUAACACAUCUGAGGAACACACUCGCAGGCAGACAAAUGCACAACGUGUCCAGUGUCCACCUCCACACCGAGGGCGAGGUGGUGACCAACGUCUCCUAUGCUUUCUGGAUCAUGGCUCUCAUCAACCUGCCUGUACCCAUCGCAAUAUUCAUCCUGAUGUAUCGGGAGCGUUUGUUUGCAUGCAGUUCUCCCAGUCGCCGUUUACUAGAUGGAGACAUUUUGGCCAUGAAUACCUGGGGAGCCACAGGACAGUCAGAGGACACUGGACAUCAGAAACAGGGUCCUAAGAGCCAUAUAGAAUUUUUCAGCUGCUGUCUCCUUGGCAACACGCAAGGGCUUCCGUUGUCUUUCUUUGGGAUCCAUAUCCUUGGUGGUCUGGUGCUCUUUUUUUCCGACGGUAUAGUGGGUUCAUACACAGGCUUUGUCUACACCUACGCAGUGGCGCCCCCUAUCAAUCUACCUCACAAGACAGCCGGUUACUUGACAUGCGUCUUCUGGGUGGCCAUUACUGUGGGCCGCUUAUCUGCCAUACCUCUGUCUUACCGCUUUAAACCUGUCAAACUCCUUAUCAUCAGUCAGGUACAUAACUCCCCGCUCCCUAUUAUCAACCAGCCAAUGAGCAGUCAGGCUCAGCCUCAGACGGCACGUCCACGGACUGGCCACAGUCAUUCACUGACUGUCUGAUGCAUAUUGAACACAAAAAAAAAUGUAAAGCACUUUGUUGAUCUGGCAAGCUCGAAUUUGAUUUGCUGGCUUUACGCAACUCUCAGAAGUCUUCAUUUUUUCCAGUAAAUCUGGAAACAAAGAUUUUUGUUUUACAAGCUACAGAGUUGCUACAAUUAGCACCUUUGAACAAAAACGAAUCACUGGAUUUGGGGUAGUUUGUCAAAAACAUCAAAAGAUGCUCAAGAGUUUGGUUUAAAGCACUUAGUAGCAAGUAAACUAGAUAUCAACAAGUAGAAAUGUAUAUUCUGCUUUGUGUUGUGAGUUAUAUUAGUGAAAUAAUCUGUACUUGUUACAUUUGUAUGGACAGUCUAAGUCUACAGACAUUUCCACAACUUUUUUGUGUUUUCUGUGCAGCUGGUUGCCUUUCGACAGAGCUGGGCAAUUAAUUGAAUUCGUUUUUUUCCACACUGGCCUACUCUUUUAUUUCUAUUUAUUACUAUUUAUUUAGACUCAUCCCUCCUUUUCUUAAAAAAAAAAAAAAAAAAAGCAAAAAUCUGGGUUACAGUGAGGCACUUACAAUGGAAGUGAAUGAGGGCCAAUUUUUUUACUUUAAAAUACUCACUUUUUCUAAGGUAUAGUCACAAGACAAACAAUAUGCAUGUAAACAUGAUUUCAGCGUGAACACUUACUAACCUUUUCUGUGUAAAGUUAUAGCCAAUUUUACAACUUUGUUGCCAUGAAAAUGUAAACAAACCCUAAAAUGACCAUAAAAAUGACAAUUUAACAACUUUACAGCUCAAACAAUACAUGAUUUUUAACAGAAGAAUGAAUGCAUGUGCUUUUAUAGAAUUAUAAUUUCACAUUUCUGCCUUUAAACCCUCCAAAAAUUGGCCCCAUUCACUUCCGUUGAAAGUGCCUCACUGGAACCUCGAUUUUUGCUUCUUUUUUUUUUUUUUUUUUUUUUUUUAAGAAAAGGAGGGACGAUUGAACCCGGAAUAUUCCUUUAAACAUAGCAAAAUCGGUGCAUUUUCAAAUGAAAACCAUUACAAUAAUCUGUUUUUGUUUGAAGACUUCAGUUUCCUAACACCAUCGUAUUCCAAAGUACGCGUUUAUGGACAGUGUUUUUGAAAACUCUUCAUUAUUGGUGGAGAAGAAUGGCCUUCCAGUGUGGAUGAACAUGAGGCAUAAACAUAGCAAAAUCAAUGCAUUUUCAAAUGAAAACAUAUUACACUAAACUGUUUUCAUUUGAAAACUCUGUUUUCAGUUUCCUAACAUCAUCAUUUUCCAAAGUAUGCUUAGUUUUCGGUGGAGGAAAACACCAUUCAAGUGUGGAUGAGAGGCGUAAAUGUAGCAAAAUCAAUGCGUUUUCAGACGUAAUAAGUGUAUUAGUGUGGAUGUUGCCUUGGGCGAUUCUUGGUCAGAAAAAGCUGCAAAGUGGACCAGAAUUCCUGCUGAUUAUCAAAAAUCUGGCAAAGUGAGACUAAUUAACAGUAACCCAGUAUCAGCAUGUGUUUAUGAAUGAACCAUCAACCCUUCAAUUGAAUAGUUUUUGCUUUCAAUAGACUCUUUUCACAUUUCUGGGUUUAGAACGUGUGGAAGUAAACUAUAGUAGGGUAAACUUCUAAAUUGUUGAAUGGGAGAUCACAGCAAAUGUUAUUUUUGCGUUCUUAUUUGCUCCACCAGCAAGAAAAAAAAUCCACUAUUGUAUUUCCUUGACUUUCCAAAAGACUGUUGAUGUUUUGUUUUUUAAGGCUAGGCUAAUAUAACACAAAGAAUAAUGUCCUAAAUCAGGGGUCGACAACAUUUUUGACAUGGAGUGCCAUUUUUUAUUUUCCUGGUCAAUGGUGAAAAUGUUUCUAUUUUGUUCAUCGUUUAUUUUUCAUUACAAGUGAUAUUAUCAGCAUAACAGUUUGAGUGAAAAAAUUGUGCAGUGGGUAGUUCAGUGUUGUGGCAAGAGGGACACAACGUCUCAUUCCCUCCAUCAGGGAACGGAGGUUACGAAAGUAACCAGGACGUUCCCUAUUUGUCACUCACUUGACGUUGUGUCAAUGUAAUGACAUUAGGGGUCCCUAUACAAAACGCCACAACUAACUGAACUGUAUUACGUGGACUGGCGGUGCGAGACGGGCAGACCGCUGUGUGCCUCGUAGCCAGCGCACCAGGCUGUCAUGUAACCUCCCCCAACACUCUUAUGAGCGUCGAAUGGUCCUUCGGGAACAAGCUGACUGCCCAAAAAAUAGGGACAGGCUAGCCCAGCCGUGGUCUCUUUCUCUUUUUUCUCCCCAAAAAGAGUAGAAUAUGUUAACCGACUGGGGGCCAUAAAUGUCUACAUUGAGGGGGUGUCACUCCCAAGGGGAAGACACCGUGAAGACCACACGCUGCCCAGAGGGGGUGGGGGG